This is a messenger RNA of Monomorium pharaonis (pharaoh ant), 7508 nucleotides long. RefSeq lists its product as uncharacterized. The transcript has 12 exons. Lineage: Eukaryota; Metazoa; Arthropoda; Insecta; Hymenoptera; Formicidae. Bases 1362 to 4181 code for a protein of 939 amino acids. The record is from RefSeq and is a predicted model, not a curated record.
AAUCGACGACGACGGCGGGUUCGUCAGUCGGUCGGAAAGCGUCACGACGCGACGUGGUUCUUCGUGCUCCUCUCGAAGACAACGACAAUAACGACGACGACGACGACGACGACGACGAUAACGACGUGGACCGAUUGCUGUCGCUCGGCACACUCGACGGCGAGAACACGAGAAUGCGAGUCGGCGACGCGCGAUUCGGAUGACGAAGGCCGAGCGUGCGGAUGACAUGUCCGGCGGCGAGGUGCGAAGCGGUGGAAGUUGACGAGGACGAGGAGGACGAAGGCGACAGAUCGUCCUGGGAGACAGGGACAUGUUCCUCGACUCGCGGAGAUGACCGAACGGUGUCCGCGUGGCGGGUGGUCCUAACGUCUCUCUCUAUCUCUCUCGUCCUUAAUUCUUUGCUCGAUCGACGGGAAGCGUUGCCUUAGUCCUGCGGGGGGAUGCGGGCCCGCGGAAUCCUCUACCUCGAAAAUUCGUGAUAUAUCUUUUGUACGUAUCUUCUAAGGACUGCUGUGUGUGAGAGAGAGAGAGAGACCUAGAUGUAAACGCGAUCCUCGCAGGCUUGAGAGAAACGUAGCGACUUGGCUGAAUGAACAAGCUUGGUUGCAAACUCGAUGGUACUGGUCGAUUCUUGUGGAGCAAAGUUAGUUAGCAAGCCAAGAGAGCCUAAUAAGGAGACACGCGAAAAGGAAAUAUUUUUCAAUCAGGAGAGCGUCAUUGCGGGAGCUCCGUUCGCCUGCCGUGAGUUCGGGACAAAAUAUAAUUAAAAGACAGCUGCGCGACGAUUUGCUAACAGCUGCAACAACAUCGCUCCAAGGGGUAGACUGUUAAAGCGGUUCGCGCUGUCGUCCGAGGUGCCAGAGUCGACCGGAGUGGAAGACGCGGGGGUGGCGAGGGAGACGAGGUGGGAGGGUGGUGGUGCGGUCGUCGUAGUCGAUGGUAGUCGUGCCGGUCGGGAGAGCAGCUGCGACGGCAAUAAUCGUAACACUAACAGCAGUUACAGUCGUAGUACGUGCAGCGUGAGUGGUGUCGCCGAUUCUAGUGGUAGUGCCGUCGUUGGUGAUAGUAGUGGUAGUAGCAGCGGUGGUGGUGGUGGUGGUGGCGGUGGUGGUGGUGUCGUCGGUGGACUGUCGUGCAGGGGUGGCUCGUCGCAACUUAUAAUAAAGGGACCGGUGGAGGGCCCGGCGAGCAGCAGCAGCAGCAGCAGCAGCAGGGUGGCCGCGCGAGUGCACCCGAGUUUGGAAACGGGCGCGAGGGGGGUGGACCCCUCGGCACCCUCAGGACCGAGGGGAUGUCCCGCGGCCGACGGCGUGCCCGGUCGCAACGUCGCCGUCGGCGCUACGACGCGGAAUCGCCAGCCGAUGGGCGCCAAUCUCACUAAGCAGAGCAGGAGGGAGGCCACGCAACGAGAUGUGGAACGAGAACGCCGACAGCGAAUGGAGGCUGAAGCUCGGGUACGCGAGGCUACGGCCGAGGCUGAAAGAGCGCGCUCGAGAGUCCAUCAUCUUCAGAGAGAGCUGGCCAGGAUGGAGGAGUCGUCGCGGAGUCUGCUGCAACAGAAGCACCGAGCCGAACAGCUGAAGCAGGAGAAAACGGCGCUCACACUGUCCUACGAGACGCGCGUGCACCAGUACCAGGCGCAGAUAUCGAAGCUGCAGCUGGAGAACGAGUCGAUGCGUGGUCAGCUGCGCGGCCUGGAGGCGGCAUGCGCCGGUGAAGUGCACGCCGCCCUGGUCGCACGCUUGGCGACCCUCGAGACGGAGCACGCGGCCCUGGCGCGGGACGCCGACGCGCAGCGUCGGCAGUACGAGCGGUGCCUGGACGACGUCGCCAACCAGGUGGUCCGCGCUCUCCUAUCGCAAAAGGGUCUCAGGGAAGAAAUAGGUGCGUUGCAGAGACGUAUACGAGAGCUUGAAGCUCAAAAUCGAACGCUGUCGGGACUCUUGGCGCAGGCUGCCAGUCCUGGAAGCCCAACCGAACUUAUCCAAGGAAUCCUCGAAGGUGGUCCAGCUGCCCUAGUCACCGCCUUGGGUCUGGAUCCCUCUUGGGUCCCCCUCUCGAGGCCGCGUUCCCUCAACUUGCAGAUACCCGUGAUGGCAGCCACUAAGUGCCGACGUAACAGACCUCUUGCGCAAAAACCAUCGGAGGAAGAGGGCAGCGAGAGCCCGGAGAGCGGUAAUCGCGACGAGGGCUACUCGACCAUGUCGAGCGACGUCCAGGGCGAGGGUACGCGUCAGGAGCCGUCCGCGCGCGGCCUUGAAGAUCUGAAGGAGGCGACCGACGAGACCGAGGCCGACGUUUCGCCGGACGCGCGUCUCGUCGCUCUCGACACCGGCGACCCGGACGUCCUCUUUCUACCUCUGAAUCUCACCGUUGGCAUUAAUCCGCGCCACAGUUAUCCCCCGACUAAGGAUCUGUUGCCCUAUCAACACGUGAUGCGCAGCUUCUCCGACAGCCACCUCUGUCUCAAACUCACCACCACCACCAAUUUUACGCCGUACAAGCUGCCUAGCCCCAUGGCCUCGUCCUCUCUCCUGCUGGUGGAGGAAGAAGGCUGGGACGCUGAGUACGUGCAACAAUGGCUCAGGCUCGAUGACAGUAGAAGCGCGCAGCAGCACAGGGAUCUGCUUGAAUUGGAGUACGACAGGGCGGAGCUGGAGGAUUGGAGUUUCUCUCUGUCCACGGAGGAUCUCGUUCAAAAUGAAUCCGCAUUGUGGAAGGAGCAGCCAGCUACUACAAACACGCCCGCCCUGCCGGCAAUCAAGGAGCAUAAUCUCCUGGAAUUGGAGGAGGACGCGAACGAGUGUCUAUGGAAUGGCGCGAGCUAUCUCGCUGACAGGACUGGAGGAGAGCUGGUUGCGCUUUUAAUGGACGCAAGAGCGAACGGACCCUGGCCAUAUGCCUCAAGUCCCGGCGCAUCCUGGAGCAGCGAGGAGGGUGCCCUAGAAAACUCGAGUAAGCGUUCAUCAGCGGCGCUUUCCGGCUGCAGUGAUGAUCCCGACACUCCGUCAAUUGGGACGGAUUUCACCAGGGACUUUUACCGGCUAGUAAAGUUUGAAAGUACCAAAAGUCUAGCGAGCACGUCGUCCAGGAGCGGUAGACCACCACCAGACAGGGAACAAGCGCUUCAGAGCGUCCUGUCUUUCAUCGCCGAGCAACAAAUGUACCUCACGGAGUCACCGAACAAUCCCGUAGAACCGCAGAACGUGUCUCACUCGACCGAAGAAGUGGGCUAUAGUAAAAAUGAUUUUACGGGAGAGAUGAAAAUACCAGAGAUAGAAGGAUCGCCCGCUCAAGAAUGCAGUACCGAAAACGCAAUAGAAAUAAGCAGCAACGACGAGUUGCUCGAUCAAAUACAAGUACCACCGUUGGCACCCGAAGAAAGGAUCGUAAGUGCCGUGUCGUGUAACGGCGGAAUCACGUAUACAACAGUAGCUCCGUCGGAAUUAGGAGCUGUUCCUGAGGAGGACGAAGAGGCCGCGACUUCCUCUACGCCUAGUACGGUUGUCAGUCCGGCACGAGCGACGCUUCUUGUGGAGGGUAGGGAUCGAACAUUAAGCUUCCAUGAGCGGGCCACAUCCAAGGACGUUAUAGACGAAUUAAACCGCAUGAUUCGAAAGGGCGAGGAUACUACCGUCGCUCAUAACAUUGUUAACAACGACUCGCAGCUGGAGAAAUUGGAUCUCGCUUGCUGUUGCCCGACAGGAUGGGUUCACGUUGAACGUGAUAUUGACUUCACCGACCCCAAGGCCAGAGCCAAUCUUUUAGACGUGAUGUUAGCUAGCAGCGAAAGUUCCUCAGCGACAUCGAGCAGCGGUUCGGCAGGCAGCGACUCGGGGGAUGAACCACCUGAUUACCGUCACUUACACAGAUUACACCGGUACCGACGGCAAAAGAAAGCGUCGGCGGCCCAGGCACAUCGCGUCCUCCGGUUGCCGUCCACGUGGGGCUCUGCCCGGCCGUCGAUCAUCGGCCGCGGCGAUGACUUCUUUGUGCGCUACGGGGACAAGGAGCGCGAGGCAGUGGCCUCGUUCGACUUCCUCGACGAGUUCGUCGCGGCGACGACGAAGGAGCCUUCUUCCUCGCUCGGAGACUCGGACAACAGCCCUUUCGAUCUAGACGAUGACGCACCAUCAUCUGUCGAUCUCAACAGUGACAUCAUGAAGCUUUCGCCGCUUUAGGGACAACAGCGACGGCGGCGACGGAUCGAUUUUAUAAAACAUGUAGAAUUUUUUGUUUAAACGCGAGCUCUUCCUUGCUAAUGAAACGCAAUGUCUUGAUUCUAUUGAAUAACUCACGAAAUCUAAUUGUUUUAAUCUUUUUUUUUUUUUAAUAUAUAGAUUUAAUAUAAUUUUUAAAUGUAAAAUAUAUAAUUUUAAAUAAAAUCAUAAUUUUAAAUUGCUUUUUUUUUUUUAUUGAAAAAGGAUUAACUUUGGUUGCGUUCAGUAAGAAAAAGCAGCUUUACAACUGUAAAAUUUUUUAAUACGUUUGGUUCUUGCCCUUAGCUCCUGUCGGAUCUAAAUGCAUAAACCAAUUAUAUAAAAGAAUUUUACAACAGUUGCAAAGCUGAACGCAGCCUUUGUAAAUUUAUCAAUGUAUUUAUUUAGUUUGCUCUAUUCUCAUAUUGAUUUUAGUAAAUGAUUUUUAGCAGUUGUGUGAAGAAUUAAGAAGCUUUUCUUAAUAAAUUAAUCAGUAAUUAUUUGCCUUUUAAAAAUAUGUUUGUGAAGGUUUGCUUUUUUUAUAUGCUGCGAUUAUGAUGUAUGUACAGGUAUAACAUAAUUUUUUUUUAUAGAUGUGUAUACAAGUUUUAUUAGUGGUGUCUACUAGGAAGAGUUCCGCGAAUUUACUUAAACGCAACAUCAUCGUCAAAUCAUAUACUUCCUAAUCAUGCCAAUGAUAGCGCAUCAAAAUGGCAAACUACCUGAACGUGUGAUUCUAUCUAUUACGCAAUAAAAGAUAAACAAUUAUUCGCAAACAACGCUGUACUAAUGGACGUUUUUUGUCAAAGAUUGUUUUGUAAUCAUGUGAGAAAUUACGUUAGAUCAAUGUCGCUCGCCAUCCUUUACGACGAAAGAAUGAUUUGUACAUUACCCUACAAUGUCCUCGACGCUGCGGUUCGAGUUUUGGAAUUUUACGGAGUCCUGACGUUUUAUUCCCAACAAUUGGGGAAGUUAAAGUGUCGCGCGUCGGAAAUAGAUUUAUACUUUGAGACAAUAGGCUGUCUUUUGUCUCUUUCUCUGCGAGCUUCCUCUUAUUCAAGAUAUAAAUAACGCACUGUCGUACAGUUGAAAGUAAACGAAAGCGAAAGCUGGUCAAGUAGGAUCGUUAGCACGAGCUGGAUACAACUUCCAUCUAGAUUCGAUCUUAGCUUGUUUUCAACUAAUGUCAGCCUAUGUCAGGUUAAACAAAAACCCGAUAGCUUUCUUUAAUGUAAAACGACAUGAAUCUUGACUUGAACUUUCCGAACUGUACUUUGGUGCGCAAAACAAAAGGAUCUACUAAUGGGUAUGUGUGGAUAAAUAUUAAUCAAAGAAUUAGCGAUAAGAAUAUGUAAACUGUAGUCGACCUGUGACAUUAAAGUAGCGUGUACGACGGACACGGAUCGCUACGAUUGGAAGGCUCUCGUACCGGAGUGAACGCACAAUGGCGACAUAGAUGUAGACUCAUCUUGUAACCUUUUUACGAAUAUUUUGGAUAUUGUAUAUCGCAAUUGCACAAAAAGCAAGAUCUCUGAUAAAUCUUUGGAAAUUAGCAGCAUUCUCUUAUGAAAAUAUUAAAUUUAUAUAUAUUUAUGUAUUAACAUUUAACUGUAAAGUAAUUAAGGAAUGAUUAUAUUUCACUUCUAAAGAUAAUGUAAAUUUAUUAAAAAUGUAAGUUUAUUUUUAAUUUACUUAAAACUUUUAAAAACAUAAAUUAAAAAUUACGAAUUCCAUCAAAUAACUCUAUCAAAGAUCUUGUGUUUGAUUAAAAGAAACAUAAUUUCUCGAGAACGCAUUUCAAACACAUUCUCCACGGAAUAUAAUUAUAAAAUGACUUCGAAACGCAUAACGGCGCGAUCACCUUCCAAAGUGAGCUUAGAGAACGUAGAUUAAAAAGUACUCGUCGAUUUUCUAUGACCCGAUAUUUUAUAUUCCUACCCUUAUCCACUUUCCUUGCCCCCUUUGAUCUUGUUAUCAACGAGCAUUAAGAGCCACGAAUAUCGUUAAAACUGAUUCGGUCCAUGCGUGAUGAACUAUUUUCUUCUGUCCCUAGAGAUAAGAACGAGCCUGUACAUUUUGCUUCCGAACUUUGUAAUAUAGUAGGUUUGUGAUGAAGAGAGAGAGAGAGAGAGAGAGAGAGAGAGAGAGAGCGAGCGAUUUUUUGUGCGUAAAAACACUAACGAUUACUUUGUUGCGUGAACGAAUUCAAGGAGUUACUUUGGCAUAAUUUGUACGAAAUCCGUCGCUCCGGGACGAGCGAAUUUCUGAAUAACGUGAUUUAUGAUCGGAUUUAUAGGCGUAAUAUCAUUAGCGUACGUAAACAUAAAGUAACGAGUCGAUAGGGAUCGAGAUAUUUUACACGUAGAUGUAUACCCACAUGUGACGAGAUUCAAUAUUCGAGAUGGAGAGGCUGCACGGACGUUAAAAGUUGCCCUGCAUUUUCUCGCAUUGCUGCUGUUCUAGUCAAGCAAGUGAGACUAUGAUUUUUUUUUUACAAACUGGAGCUUGGUCAAGUUUAUCUCAAUAUACUGUAUUAUUUCUUAUUAUAAAGCAGGCACAUUGAUUGAUCUUACAAAAAUAUUCUGAACAAUUUGAAAAAUUUGUUCAAGCUACAAAGAUCCAAAUAAUCUCGCAGUUUUUUUAAAUAUAACGUAAACUUUUCUCGAAAAACAUUUUCUGAACAUUUGAGAAGGAUUUUAGGAAUAUAUAAAUUAUGAUUUUGUGAUAUGUGAAUGAUAUUUUAUAUUAUCACGAUCAUAUGUAAGGUAACAUUUUAAUAAAUAAAAUGACGAUUAAUUUUAUACACAUUACUAUUAUUAUUAAAUAAUGAUACAGAUCUAACAUACAGUGAAAAAAUAUUAUUAACAGUUGUGUAAAAAGAACUUUUCCAGUUUUAUCGGCAUGCCGUGCAGAGUUAAUUAAUACCAAUUAGUGAUAAUCUUAAAAGAUUUUCCGUUGCUAUGUAUACUAAUUUCAACCAUAGAGAGGCCGUAAUUUAUUUGACUAUUUAUUUUACUUAAAAUGCAAAACUGAUAGUAAAGAUGUAAAACUCUCUUCUCGAAGAAACAACUUUUGUCCUGCAGCCUAAAAAUAAUAGACUAAUGAUAUAGCUUUAAGAUGUUUGUAAGUUCUACAUUGGGAGCAGCGAUGCCUCCAUUAUUCCCGGUCUCGCAGUAGAAGUCAAACGAUAAUCUCGUGAAAUGAGACUUGCUGAACGACGAUGUACAUAGUAUGUAUUAUAGCUCAACACAAAUGUAAGUUAUCCUUUCUUGAACUUAAUAAAUAACGACAAUAUAUAUGAACGUAAAA